Molecule: messenger RNA, 420 nt
Organism: Necator americanus (New World hookworm)
Lineage: Eukaryota; Metazoa; Nematoda; Chromadorea; Rhabditida; Ancylostomatidae
Exons: 4
Coding region: 1-420 (139 amino acids)
Source: RefSeq, a predicted model, not a curated record
AUGGAGAUACGGGAAGUCCUGGAAGCGAGACCACAAAACCUUAUAGCUGUGUCAGCGCGGCUUUACAGGGAAUGUGUGCAGCGUGGAAAAAGAACCCUAUCUCUGCAGCAAAGAUUUCAAGACAAAGAGAACGGUCGAACGGGUCCCGUUUACACUAGUAUUUCCAUAACCGAACUCAUCGCAAGCAUCUCCACUGUUGUUGUUUACGCCUGUAUUGGAGCAGCAAUAAGUGAAGAGGACGGGGCAAAAUACCUCAUACUCUCCGAUGUUCUCGAUCUUAUUGACUCCUAUCGAUACUUAUUUAUCAACACAACAAUAUUGUUAAAUAGUUUCUUAUGGAGUCGAGAGCAGAAGAAAGUUCUCAUAGAUCACGCGACUGGGGAUCAAUAUUUUAAGCAACUGCACAGUUCUUGGACGUAG